CAGGAUCUGUGUAACGUGAGGAGCUGCUAGAGCCGCAGUGCUAGGGAAUAGUAGUACUAGGGAAUAGUAGUACUAGGGAAUAGUAGUACUAGGGAAUAGUAGUACUAGGGAAUAGUAGUACUAGGGAAUAGUAGUACUAGGGAAUAGUAGUACUAGUGAAGUGGCGGCAGUCAGAAGCUAAUCUGGGAGAUUUAUGGAGCAGGAGGGCAGGAGAUGGUUCAGAAGAAUUGCUUAAUGUUGGCCAGACUGACAAUUGAAAGAGAUGACCUCAAUAGCUGAUACCCUGCUGGACCCAUCCAAGUCUGUGUUCCUGGAGUUCAGCCAUGGACCUACAUCUUCCCCUCAGUCCCAACACUCUCCAGUCUUGGCACAUGGACAUUACCCACUACAUGGCUUUCUUCCAAGUGCUCAUGAAGGUCUCUUCUCUCCUGGAGCCUCCAGUUUCGGAGGUAGGACUUUGGCAUUCCCUUAUGCCCCUUCCAGCCACCACCAGCAGCAGCAGCACCAUAAUGGCAGUUCCUACCUGAAUUACCAGCAGUACUCCAGCACCAUUGGCCCUAGUGCCCGGCUCCAUGAAGACCAAGAGAUGGAGAAAUCUACGGUCAUAGAAAAUGGGGAGAUCCGAAUAAAUGGCAAAGGCAAGAAAAUUCGCAAACCACGGACGAUAUACUCCAGUCUGCAGCUGCAGGCGCUAAAUCAGAGGUUCCAGCAGACACAGUAUUUGGCCCUGCCGGAGCGAGCAGAGUUGGCGGCCCAGCUUGGACUGACACAGACACAGGUGAAAAUCUGGUUUCAGAACAAGAGGUCCAAAUGCAAGAAGAUAGUAAAACUAGGCCCCAGUGUGCAGGACGAAGACCAGCCAACCAGCUCAUCCUCAUUGACUCCAUGUUCUCCAAACAUGCCCUCAUUAUGGGAUAUUCCCUCAACUGUAAAAUCUGCUCCACUUUCCUGUAACUACUUGAACAGUUUCAGUCCUUGGUAUCAUCCUCAUGACCCGAUGUCAAGACAAUCGAUGAUGUGAUGAUGUUUCUAGAAAUGGUGGAUCUUGUGCCGACGUCCAGCAAGGGCCAUGUAGACUGAGUAUUUACGUCUCCCAUGGAGAAGUGCAUUCUAACUUACCACUUGUUUUAAUGCGUUGGAUCGCUUGCAAAGACUUUCUUCUGUUUGAAGGAAUGAACUUUCCACAUGUGCAAAUGACGCCUUAAUUUAAUUUUCCCCCCUUUAUUUUUAAUAGCUGUAAUACCCAAUGGAAAAUAUUCAAUCCAUUAUAAAUGCUUUUUUUUUUUUUCAUGUUAUGUUUAAUGAAUUGCAGACUAUUAUGUUAUUUUAAACUCUAAUAUAGGCUUCUUCCUUUUUUUACCUCAAAAGAUUGAUGUCGGGUGUAUACACAUAUUUAAUUAUUUGUGUACAUACAGAUCAUGCACAUUUUAUUCUUAAUUUAUUUGGUAUCAUGAUUUCUCAAGCUCGUACCUUCUUAAGCUAGGACAUGCUCAAGCUAGGACAUUCUCAAGUUUGGACUUGCUCAAGCUAGGACCCUCUCAAGCUUAGACUUGCUCAAGCUAGGACCUUCUCAAGCUAGGACCUUCUUAAGAUCAGACUUGCUCAAAUUAGGACUUUCUCAAGCUUGGAAUUGCUAAAGCUAUGACAUUUUCAAGCUUGGACUUGCCCAAGCUAAGACCUUCUCAAGCUAGGACAUUCUCAGACUUAAACUUGCUCAAGCUAGGAUCUUCUCAAGCUAGGACCUUCUUAAACUUAGACUUGCUCAAAUUAGGACUUUCUCAAGCUUGGAAUUGCUAAAGCUGUGACAUUUUCAAUCUUGGACUUGCCCAAGCUAAGACCUUCUCAAGCUAGGACAUUCUCAGGCUUAGACUUGCUCAAGCUAGGACCUUCUCAAGCUUAUACUUGCUCAAGCUAGGACCUUCUCAAGCUUGGACCUUCUAAGGCUAGGACCUCCUCAAGCUAGGACCUUUUUCAGGAUUUUGACAACUUGUUUUCUGAUCCUAAGAGAGAUCCUGGACUUGUACUCUUACCUUAUGUAUAUGUUUACUUAACCCAACAAGGAUAAAGGCCCCUGCCACAUGGGUCAUAGUACCUCUUUUAACUUCAAACCUCUAGACAUAAGCUCAGAUUACAUCCUUGCAUCUAAAUAAGCAUAAUAUUUUCCAUUACCACUAUUUUAUUUAUACAUAUGCAGACCCAGAACACUCUAAUUCAGCUUGAAAAUAUCCUGGUUAUGAUUAUUAUUAUUAUUAUUAUUAUUAUUAUUCUUGUUGUUAUGUGGUAUACCCAUUCCAUUUAAUGUAUGCAAUUUAAUUUUUCAGUGCUUUGAAUGGAAAAAUUCAAUAAUAGGCUAUUAAAAUUUGCAGUAGAAGCUAACAUUACUGCCCAAUCAUAUGAAAUCCUGCCUUCUCACCAAAGAAAUGGUCACCAGGGCUCAUUUUAAAAUUUCUUACAUACAGUCAAUUCUGCAGUUUGAGGAACCCAAUGGAUGCACCAAAUACACGUUUGGAGAUAAUUCCCCCCCUUUGUGACUAGGGAAAACAGAGGGCCCCUUUUAGGGUGAUGAAUAACUUCUUUUGUUACAUACAUGGGAUUAGACAGCCGGCACUAGAGAAGAUCAGAGGGUAACACGAUGUACCUGUCCCUUUAGAUGUCAGCACUUCAAAACCGUUCCAUCAGCGGCCGCUGCUCGGAGAUGGGCAGAGUCUUGUCUCUGGGGGAGGAAUGUAUCGGUGGGAAUGUGUCUGGGCGCAGGAUUCCAGGUGUGCACUUUAAGGAUCCUUGUUUUGCCUUCACACUGUCUGGAGGUCUGGGAUGAGUCCUUUUGUGCCAUGUUGUAUUUGUAACAGAGGGCCCGGCCACCGCUGAAUUACAACUGUGAAAAGAUGUUUAUACAACUAUAUAAAUCAUGUCAAUGUGUCAUCCAGAGCUGCAUCCAACGCAUAAUUAUUCAACGUUAUAUUAUACACACAUUGCUAUAAAACCAAGUGCUAUAAAUAUUACUCCAGUUACCCAGUCUCGUGUGUUAUUUUACAUGUUAUAUCAUCAACAUGUUUUAUUAUCAAAUGUAAAUCUCCAUUCAUUUCUUUGUGUAAAAAAAGAACCUGGACAAAAACCUAACAUAGACCCUCCAUGUAAAUAGGAGAAUUCAAAAUAAGAAGAGACCCACUACUAGUAAAGCAGUAGCCCAAGUAUUUAUAACGUUAGAAAG
Messenger RNA from Xenopus laevis (African clawed frog), 3211 nucleotides. RefSeq names its product distal-less homeobox 4 L homeolog (gene dlx4.L). Gene Ontology annotation, molecular function: RNA polymerase II cis-regulatory region sequence-specific DNA binding; DNA-binding transcription factor activity, RNA polymerase II-specific; DNA binding. Gene Ontology annotation, cellular component: nucleus. The transcript has 3 exons. Bases 263 to 1021 code for a protein of 252 amino acids. Gene Ontology annotation, biological process: cell differentiation; regulation of transcription by RNA polymerase II; regulation of DNA-templated transcription. Lineage: Eukaryota; Metazoa; Chordata; Amphibia; Anura; Pipidae. The record is from RefSeq and is a predicted model, not a curated record.